This is a messenger RNA of Bacillus rossius redtenbacheri, 1736 nucleotides long. It is a transcript of the gene APP-BP1, whose product is annotated as NEDD8-activating enzyme E1 regulatory subunit. The transcript is spliced from 10 exons. Lineage: Eukaryota; Metazoa; Arthropoda; Insecta; Phasmatodea; Bacillidae. Gene Ontology annotation, biological process: protein neddylation. Gene Ontology annotation, molecular function: NEDD8 activating enzyme activity. The record is from RefSeq and is a predicted model, not a curated record. Bases 22 to 1635 code for a protein of 537 amino acids. Gene Ontology annotation, cellular component: cytoplasm.
AUUUGUUUACUUUUGGGUGGAAUGGCGUCUCCGGCACCAAAAUCUCCUGAGCAAUCGGAGAAAAGUAAGAAAUACGAUAGGCAGCUUAGGUUAUGGGGCGAUGAUGGCCAGGUGGCUCUGGAACAAGCCAAAGUGUGCCUUGUCAAUGCCACAAGCACUGGAACAGAAAUACUCAAGUCCCUGAUAUUGCCCGGGGUUGGUGCGUUCACGAUCGUCGAUGGCAAGAAGAUAACUGAGGAAGAUAUUGGUUGCAACUUCUUCUUGGACGCCGACAGCUGUGGCCAGUCGCGAGCCCAGGUGGCCACACAGCUGUUGUUGGAGCUCAAUGCCGAUGUAAGAGGGGAUUAUGUGGAUGAGAACGUGGACGUCCUUUUGGAAAACAGCCCGGACUUUUUCAACAGCUUCACAGUUGUCAUCGGAACAUCCCUGACCGAAAGACUGCUGAUCCUCCUGUCGAAGAAACUAUGGGAUCUGGAUAUUCCGUUCGUGGUGUGCCAGAGCUACGGCUUUGUAGGCUACAUCAGACUCCAGUUUUCGGAGCAUACCGUCGUCGAGGCCCACCCAGACAACGAGAUCCCUGACCUGCGUCUGGACGCCCCUUUCCCAGAGCUGAAGAGGCACUUGGACAGUGUGGAUCUGGAGACCAUGGGGCUGAAAGACCACGCCCACGUCCCGUACGUCAUCGUCCUGUACAAGUACUUGGAGAAGUGGCGGGGGUGCCAUGACGGUCGGCUCCCCUGCACCUACAGGGAGAAGGAGGGUCUUCGCGAAUUGAUUCGCAGCGGAAUACUGACUGACGAGGAGGGGGUGCCACAAGCAGAGGAAAAUUUUGAAGAAGCGAUAAAAGCAGUGAAUUAUGCAGUUCUCCCAACAGUAGUGCCACCACAAGUCCAGAAAAUACUUGAUGAUGACUGCUGUGUGAACCUGACGUCAGAGAGCAAGCCAUUCUGGGUGAUGGCGAAAGCCCUGCGUGACUUUGUGGAAAGCGAAGGUCAAGGCAGACUGCCAGUGCGAGGAGCCAUCCCAGAUAUGACGGCCGAUACGCAAAGAUAUAUCUCAUUGCAACAAGUGUACCACGGCCAGGCGAGCAAGGACGCAGAGACGGUGUUCAAGCACGUCCAGCAGCUCCUCCACCAGCUCAGCCAGCCCGCAGACACCGUCUCCGAGAAGGACGUCAGGCUGUUCUGCAAGCACGCGGCGAACCUGCACGCCGUGCGAGGGACGUCUGUGGCCGACGAGUGCGCAGCCGUGAACAGGGAGAACAUUGCAUCGGCCCUGGAAAAUCCAGAGAGCACCAUGAUAUUUUACAUCAUGCUGCGUGGCGUGGACCGCUUCUACGCCGAGUACAACAUGUACCCGGGAGAGUUCGACAACCAAGUGGAGCCUGACAUUGCCAAGUUGAAGGCUUGCAUUAGCAAACUUCUAGUGGAGUGGGGGUGUGGCCCGUUCCCCAAGGACGACUACGUGCACGAGAUCUGCCGCUGCGGCGCGGCCGAGUUGCAUUCUGUCGCAGCGUUUGUCGGUGGCUGCGCAGCUCAAGAAACAAUAAAGCUCAUCACUCAUCAGUACAAGCCCCUGAACAACACGUUUAUCUACGAUGGAAUUACCUCCAACACUGCCACGUACGCAUUCUGAUUUGUUCACAUGUUUUGUACAGAUUUUGAUAUAUUUAAAUUAGUUUAAUAUUUGUGAAAAAACUAUGUAAAUAUAUUGAAAUUAAUAAAGUUUUAAUCACA